AUUCCAUUGAAAGUUCAUUCAAAUUUUGAGUUCAUUUGAAAUUAUUUUGAUAUCCAUAUCUGCUGAAGGAAUUUACACGCCUCCACAUACAACAACAAGUUCAAGGACACCUCAAAUGGAUGCGAAUCAAGAAGAGGCGCAACGUUACAUUAAUGUCGCCUUACGUGAAAUCAACACUGGAAAUUACGAUAAUGCCAUCAAACUACUCAGAAAGGCUAAAGAACUAAGCCCAGACUCACAAGCAUAUGAAUUGCAAGAGCUGCUAACCAAGUUGAUUGCCAACGCUUCAGCGCAGCAAACAAAUAAAAAACAAACCUCAGCAGGUGCCAGCACAUCGGCUGGUAAUGGUAGCGGUGGUAGUAAUAAUGAAUCACCAAUGCGCCUACGUCAGCGACGGCAAAAUUCUCACAACAAUAGCACUACGCAUACUGGUGUCAGUCGUGAUUACACCAAAGAGCAAAUGGAUUUAGUGAAGCGUAUUAAUAAAUGUAAGAGCUUCUAUCAGGUGUUGCAAGUGACGCGUGACGCCACUGAUUCGGAGAUCAAGCGUGCCUACAAGCGGUUGGCAUUACAAUUGCAUCCCGACAAGAAUCAAGCACCAGGUGCAGCUGAAGCUUUUAAGACGUUGGGCAAUGCGGUGGCAGUGCUCACCGAUGAACGUCGACGCAAGGAUUACGAUGCAUCGGGCGCGAAUACGCUGACAGCACAUGGCAGAAGCUCAAAUUUGAAUGCCAAUCAUCAACACCAACCAUUUGCGGGCAACUACUAUCACAGCAAUGGUGGCGGUGGUUUUGAAGCGAAUUUUGGCGAGGAUAUCACCGCAGAGGAGUUAUUCAAUAUAUUCUUUGGCAAUUAUCCGCCACAUGCACGCGACCCACAGAGGCGCCCCUAUCAAGCGGCCAAUCAACGGCAACCACAGGAACGUAACCAGCAACCAAGCUUGGCUUUUGGUUUGAUUUUGGUGUUGAUUUUGAUUUCUAUGUUCUCGUCGUUCUUUACAUCAGAUCCAGUAUACAGUUUGGCGCAGUCGAGCAAAUAUCCCAUACUGCGGGAGACGCAACACCUUUCGGUGCCAUAUUACGUGAAGUCAAACUUCGAAGCCGAUUAUCAGGGCUCACUGGGACGUUUAGAGAACUCCGUAGAGGAAGAUUUCAUCUAUACGAUGAAACAGAACUGUUAUCGCGAGCGCAGCUACCGUGAAGGCAUGAUGGCACGUGCACGCAGUUUUGGCAGCAGCAUGAAGUUCGCACAAGCUCAGGCGUUGAAAAUGCCUUCGUGUGAAAAGCUAUCGAAAAUUGGCAUAACACGUUACUCACUCUACUAAAAGGGUACUCUCGUCUGCCCCAGGGCAAAUAUUGAAUUGAAACGAGCACAUUGGAUUUGUGUAGAUGAUUACUCGAAUUAUAAUUAUUGGAGUUGAAGAAGUGAAUCGCUUUUGAUUUUGAAGGAGAAACAACGAUUAAUAGAAACAUACAUAAACAUAUACAAUCACGCGUAUGUAAAUAUGUACAAACAUAUGCUGCGUACUCAUUAAAAUUGUUGUGAAUCGUAUUGACUUACAGUAUUGGCAUAUGUCGUGUAAUGCAUACCGAUAUACAUAUAUUUAAUUAUACACAAAAUAAAUAAAUAAAUAAAUGGAAAUAAUUAUCUGGGCUUUAAGAGCUUCAUUCAACGAUUAUGCGACAAUUUGAUCUGAAUUCAUAAUAAAUAAGCCUCUGAAUAUGCAGUCAACUGCGCUGCAGGAUUUAUGAUAUAUUACAUACAUACAUACAUACAUACAUACAGUAAAUAGCAACAGACAUAGAAUAAAAACAUUUUGAUCCUGAUGGAUUUGGUGUAAAAUCACUCAACCAAAAUCAAAAAAAACAACAACUAAAUUGUAUACACAGUAAGAAUAUAAGUACAAUAAAAAUUCAAUCAAUUAGCAUUCAUAACUUUAUACAUAGAUGCACUGAAAAUGUAAAAUGUCGAUGCAAUUAUCGAAUAAAUAAAGUAUUUUCACUCCUCUCCAAUUGGUUAUAAAAAUUGCUUUUGUCCAAUUAACAAUUGUAGCAAAGAACGCACGUGAGAUGCCCCUCUUCUGCAAUAGCGUAUCGAAUGUUGGUCUCCAAGCGCUGAAUUGUUUCUGGUUUAAUGGCGUAGGCAUACAACUUUACAUUCAAAUGAAUGAAAAUAAUAUACUUCUUCUUCUUCUUAAUUGGCGCCAUAACCGCUUAUGCGAUUUUGGCCGAGUUAAACAAAACGCGCCAGUGGGUUUCUUUCUCUUGUUAACCUGCGCCAGUUGGACACACCAAGUGAAGCCAAGUCCUUCUCCAUCUGAUCUUUCCAACGCAGAGGAGGCCUUCCUCUUCCUCUGCUACCACCAUCUGGUACCGCAUCGAAUACUUUCAAAGCCGGAGCGUUUGUAUCCAUUCGUACGACAUGACGAGGCCAACGUAGCCGCUGGAUAUUUAUUCGCUGCGCUAUUUCUAUGCCGUCUAAAAUAAUAUUAGUUUGCGGGAGAAAAAUACAUUAUUAUUUAAAAUUGAAAACUUGAUUUAAGGUGUUUCGGAUUGUUCGAUUUGGAUCAAAUAUGCACCGUACAAUUGUUGUAAAAUUUGUUGACAUUUUAAAGGUAGCUUCAUAAUGCCUCUCUCAUAGAAGUCUUGGUCCUUAUUGUCGAAAAACUCUAGUAAUCGAUUUUCACAAUCUUCACUUGAUACCAAAU
Molecule: messenger RNA, 2707 nt
Organism: Anastrepha ludens (Mexican fruit fly)
Lineage: Eukaryota; Metazoa; Arthropoda; Insecta; Diptera; Tephritidae
Product: dnaJ homolog subfamily B member 12
Exons: 4
Coding region: 116-1324 (402 amino acids)
Biological process (GO): cellular response to misfolded protein
Cellular component (GO): endoplasmic reticulum membrane
Molecular function (GO): Hsp70 protein binding
Source: RefSeq, a predicted model, not a curated record